Messenger RNA from Scomber japonicus (chub mackerel), 2725 nucleotides. It is a transcript of the gene rfk, whose product is annotated as riboflavin kinase. The coding region runs from base 385 to 894 and encodes 169 amino acids. Gene Ontology annotation, biological process: riboflavin biosynthetic process; FMN biosynthetic process. Lineage: Eukaryota; Metazoa; Chordata; Actinopteri; Scombriformes; Scombridae. The record is from RefSeq and is a predicted model, not a curated record. Gene Ontology annotation, cellular component: mitochondrion. Gene Ontology annotation, molecular function: riboflavin kinase activity. The transcript is spliced from 4 exons.
CUUCAUUUUUAACCACCACAGCGCGAGUGGACCGUCAUCUUUAGAGUACUGUAAGUUACAACAAAGACCUUUGGAUAAAACCGUUUCAGGAACAGUUUGCCUGUGGUGGAGCUAGCCGUGGUCUGUUUAGCUAGCAUAGCUGUCAACUUUGACCGUCGCUACUCAGUGAGUGCGUGAGUGUUCAACUUUAUCCUAUAAACCUGGUAGCCAGGUAUCCGCAGGUAAAGCUGAGUACAAGUGCGUACUUUAAACUCUCCAAAGGUAAGAUCUCAGCUCUGCUAGCUACCGAAGAGGUGGCGACAGAGUAGCUGGAGUGCCUUGUGUCUUUCGAGGUCAUCCUGUCCGGUUAAGACAUCCAGCUGUUACCAGGAAGCUGAGUCAGGCAUGAAGAGCCUUCCGUACUUCAGUCGGGGAGAGGUCAUCCGAGGCUUCGGGAGAGGGAGCAAAGAGCUGGGAAUCCCCACAGCCAACUUUCCAGACUCAGUGGUGGACAACCUCCCAGCAGAUAUCAACACAGGGAUCUACUAUGGCUGGGCCUGCGUGGGUAACGGUGACGUCUACAAGAUGGUGAUGAGCAUUGGCUGGAACCCUUAUUACAAAAAUACCAAGAAGUCUAUGGAAACUCAUGUGAUCCACACGUUCAAAGAAGACUUUUAUGGGGAAAUUCUAAGUGUUGUUAUGGUGGGCUACAUCCGUCCAGAGAGAAGCUACGACUCACUUGAAGCCCUCAUUGCGGCCAUCAACAAUGACAUAGAGGAGGCCAAGCUCAAACUGGAGCUCCCAGAGCAUCUCAAAUUGAAAAACGACAACUUCUUCACCAGCACCCCUGUCUUGUCUUCAGCCCCGUCCACCACUACUGCAUCCACAUCACAGACUAUUAUGAAUGGCCACUGACAGCUGGCUGCGACUGCAGCACACACACAUACACACACAUAUGCACACAUACAUACACACAUCAGAACAACAGAGAUGUCCAUGUAUGCACAACCUCAUUCUGAGAUCUCUUAGCUGUCGCCAUGGCUAUUCAAAGGCAUAAUCAUAAACCACCAAUCUUUUUUUUUGUAUGUAUUCCUUUGCUUUGUCUUUGUGUCUUUGAUCACUUUUUAAAGUUUAAACUGUUAAACUUCCCAAUUGGGUUUGUUACAGAUUACGUUCAUUUGUGUAUAAAUUCACACCAGAUUGCCUCAUAUCAUAGCAUAGCUGUACAAGACACAAAAUACAAACAGUGUUGUAAUAAUCUGUGUUUAAAGCUUCGUAAAUAUACCAUAAACUCAAUUGUGUGAACACCAUCCAGCCAAGGUCAUACACCUUAUUUAUGUAGUCCUUUUCUGUUAAGAUUUGUUUUGGCGUCAGAUUGGUGGAGAGUCUGGGCAUUAUUAUCUGUAACAAACACAGUACAGCACAGUGACUUUAUGCAACAGGGUGGCAAAUACAAUGUAUGUGUCUGAAGAAAAGGAGAUUAAAUUGUGAAAUAAUGUAAAUUUAAAGUUUACAUUUUCCUCUUGCGAAAAUGUCUUUCCCUUUCAGUGUGACACAAGCCCUAUAACUGUAUAAUUGAUUAUUUUAUAUCAUUUCAACAUAUUCACCCUUUGGAACUAAUUAGUACUGUACUUAUUCUUUCUUUCCACCUUUGUUUUUUUGCAUGUUUAAGGAUUUGUAGAUGAAUGCUAGAAGAUCUGUUUUUAUCUUUGCAGCUCGCCUGGUGCUCAGACCUGCAGUCUGUCUGUCUGUCUGUCUCUGGGUUUGUUACAGAUAGUAAAACAUCGAUAGGUCAGAGGAGAGGAAGAAGAAUCAAGUCCAUAGCUCCAAGAGGGCAACAGUCAUGUGAAUGGACACAAAUUCACACCAUUAAAAAAUUAAGGAGGAUUAGUCUGAAAAUGUUGAAAGAAGAUUAAUCUUUCAAGUUUUUAAAGAAUAUUUUUUAAAUAUUGUGGAGGAAAUCUGUACAAUAAGAGGAAUAGCUCUUUACUCAUUGGGCCUGUGUGUGUGUGUGUGUGCGCGUGCCUGCACUGAUGUACAAUUCAUUGAACCCCUGUAAAAUAAUAGUUUCAAAUGAACGAAAUCGGAGUCUAACUAUGUGAUUUUGGGUUUAAAAUCUGUAUUGUUUGUAGAUUAUUAAAGUGUUUAUUUAGGGAGCAAAAGAAAUGACUGCAUUUUAUGAAUGUUGACAUUAAUCAUGCAACAGUAGCUAUGAUUCUUUCACAUGAAGAGCUUAGCUGUUUUUGUAAGCACCUUUCUGUUUUCAGUCUAAUGGCUUUUUAUAUUUCAUUUUAAUCAGUUUAGUUUCCUUACUAGCAGGUGAAUAGUGUUAAAGUUUGUAAAAUUGAUUGUUCAGGUCAACUAAAAAAUGAAAAAGCCUAUACUGGAAGCAGUACUUCACUGUAAUUCUGUAAUCAAUUCUACUACUAUACAAAGCUUUUAUAGGUUAGAUGCUACAUAAGACAAUAUAUUUAUCUUCUAAAGCACUUCAGGUACUGAAAAAACUUCACUAACUUUAGUGAUGUGCUGCUUCUUCAAACCUGUCAAUUCUUCAGAUUGAUUCAGAUUUUAAGAUGAAUUCUUAACACAUCUGACUGUCAGAUGUCUUACAGACUCGUUUGUUUGCAAUUAUUUAUUCUAGUUAACACAGGGACCAGGGUUAAUGUAUGUAUACAGUAGCUCAAGGUUGAUUGCGCAUUUUAUGUUUUUAUUCACAUGUUUUAUAUUAUUUACUCAAAUAAAUCAA